AUGCUAAACAUCGACAAAUUUGACAAGAAAGUGGUGAGCCAGCAGGGGUUUCGUGCUGCGAUAGAAAGCAGGUUCCGGCUGGAGAUCUCCGACCCUGAGUUUGAACAGCUGCUGGACAGGCUGCCCCUGGACGAGGAAGGAAAUGUCCAGUACCUUCUCUUCAUGUCACCCUUCGACACCCGUGGAGGAGCCCCGAGUCUUUUUGAGAGCCAGACUGAAUGGGACAGGGAACCCACAAAAGGAGAUCUGGAGGACCGAGGGAGAGUGGGCCAAGGCAGGAGUGAUGCUGAGCUCUUUGCAAUAAUCAAGACCCUCGUGAAUAAACAGUACCAGGCUGUGGAGCGGGUCUUUGAGGAACUGGACGAGAAGAACACCAGACGCCUGACACAAGAGGCCAUGUAUCAGCUUCUCAAACGAUUUGACAUCCACCCCGAGGUUAGCAGGGGGGAGAUCCGAAGACUUUGGGGGACUUUGAUUACCAACCAAGACAAGACGCUGGAUUUCUUGCAGUUUGCGAGACACUUUGGCCACUCUCCCAAAUCGGCCUGCUUUCCCAACGCCAAGCUGUGUCCCCCGAAGAGAGGCGAUGAGGACCUCAGGCUUCGCUCCAGGACCCUCAACGCCGUCUCGGACAUUCUGGUCGACAGUGUCCGCGCCAAGGUCGAGUUCUUCUUCCAUGAACUGCAGAGUGAGUUUGAGGGUCUGGACCCAUACAGAACCGGGUUUGUGAGCCAGGAAGAGUUCAAGGACAUUCUGAUGCGUCUGUGCGUGCACCUUAACCAAUAUGAGUGUGACGUCUUGCAGCGGAAAUUUGACAUCAACCAUGAUGGACGAGUGUCCUACGUGGAGUUCUUGAAGCCCUUCGCCCUGCCGAGGCAGACAUGGAGACACGGGUCCAACAUGGCGGAAGUGCUGCACUCCUACAGAGCAUCGGACGGCUCAGAGGAGGAGAGGAGCGUCUCAGCACUGGGAUCCCUGACCGCCCGGCUGAGGAAGAAGCUCCAGGGAGAGGGUCGGACUCUCCGCAGAUCCUUCCGGAAGCUGGACGCCACGGGCAGCGGCUUCCUCUCCCCCUCGGAGUUCGGCGCCGUCCUCAAGCUCUGUAAUGUCGCCCUCGACCAGGAAGAGGUGUACCACAUCCUGUCCAGGUUCGACCGCGGCCUGGACGGCCGCGUCGACUACAGGAAGUUCCUCCAGGAGAUGCGGCAGAAGUCGCCAAAGCCAGAGCGGGCGUAGUGACGUCAUAGGUGUCUCCUGUGUGGCUGUCGUGUGUAGUGUUUACCGUGGUGAUCUUUUGUGUGUCCGCCAGUGUUAGCAGGUUAUUUGGUACAAAGCACAUUCUACAUAACAACCCAAAAGGUAUAAUCACGUCAAUUCACCUCUAUGAUAGCUGGUAGCUACUUUGUUGUGUGGUAGUGAGGUCAAAGGUCAGAAAUAUGUUGGUGCCUGUGGUAGCCUGUGGUAUUACUUUGUAUCAUCAGUGGACUGAUCACUGCUGUGAAGA
Molecule: messenger RNA, 1504 nt
Organism: Megalops cyprinoides (Indo-Pacific tarpon)
Lineage: Eukaryota; Metazoa; Chordata; Actinopteri; Elopiformes; Megalopidae
Product: EF-hand calcium-binding domain-containing protein 6
Exons: 9
Coding region: 1-1236 (411 amino acids)
Molecular function (GO): calcium ion binding
Source: RefSeq, a predicted model, not a curated record